This is a messenger RNA of Pseudonaja textilis, 1777 nucleotides long. Its product is annotated as inhibin beta E chain. Gene Ontology annotation, molecular function: cytokine activity; growth factor activity; hormone activity. Gene Ontology annotation, cellular component: extracellular region. The record is from RefSeq and is a predicted model, not a curated record. Lineage: Eukaryota; Metazoa; Chordata; Lepidosauria; Squamata; Elapidae.
AGAUCUCUUAAGGGAGAGAGUCCUCCUGUUCUGGCAACAGCAGCAGGUCCUGGUGACCAGAAAGUCUCAGAGGUCCUGGAGCUGAUUGUCUUCUCCUGAUUCUGGGCAGAUUGCCAAGCACCCUGGAAUGCAGCAAAGGCACAAUUCAUGAAUUCCAGGCACUGCCGCUAGACUUCUGAACGACAUCGUUUUUCCCCCGAAUCUUGCCACUUGAGUGCUUCAUGGCUUCCACUUACAGCCUCCAAGGAAGCUGGACUCCUCUAGCCGCACUGACCUUACUAUGGACUUCUUUGGCUUGGGUUGAAGGAAAGCCAAGCUGUCCUUCCUGCAGGAUGCCCCCACUGGAACCCAGUGCCGAGAAAGCCUUCCUGAUCGAAGUAGCCAAGCAACAGAUACUCCAGAAACUGAACCUGAGCGAGAGGCCCAACAUCACCCACCCUGUACCACGCGUGGCGGUGGCCAACGCCCUACGGCGGCUACACAUGGGCAAAGGCUGGACAGAUGGGUCAGGACACUUCUCCAGCUGGGAAAAAACAGAGUCCGAUGAGCAGGGGUACGAGAUCAUUAGUUUUGCAGAGACAGAGCCUUCCGGCCUCCUUCAGUUCCAGCUGACCCAUACAAAAGGCCAAGCCAUGCAUGUCCUGAAGGCCCAGUUGUGGCUGCACCUUAAGGCGCAUGAAAACAUCACAAUAAAGAUCUACGUUGCAGGACAGUCACCACUGGCGCUGGGUGAGCAGCAUCUGGGAAGCCAGGGGAGUGGCUGGCACACUUUUUCCCUCAUGCCAGCUCUGCAGAACUUCUUCGAGCACGAAGACAAAACCUUGCGCUUGGAGUUGCACUGCGAAAGCUGCCAUCCCAACAUUAUGUCUUUGAUGGCUACCGGUAGCAACUCUCACCAGCCGUUCUUGGUGGUGAAGGCGAAGAUAAAAGAAUCCGGCCAUCGAGUCACCAAACGCAGCCUGAGCUGUGACCAGAACUCAGAUCUGUGCUGUCGGAAAGACUAUUAUGUAAAUUUUCGGGACAUUGGUUGGAAUGACUGGAUCUUCAAGCCAGAGGGCUAUCAGAUCAACUACUGCAUGGGGGAAUGCCCUAUGCACCUGGCAGGUGUGCCUGGGGUGGCAGCGUCCUUCCACACGACUGUCUUCAAUUUGGUCAAAGCCAACAACAUCCCCAUUUCAGGCCAUUCCUGCUGCGUCCCCACACAGCGAAGGGCCCUUUCGCUGCUCUACUUUGACCCUAACAGCAACCUCAUCAAGACAGACAUUCCCGAUAUGGUUGUUGAUGCUUGUGGUUGCAGCUAAAGAUGGGGUGAUAAGCAGGGAGAAAAACCAAAUGGACGAAGAGUAAGAAAUGAGUUGCCACUUCCCUUUGGACUCCCACGAACGUCAAAGAACUCUGAGCCAAAUUGAAGGGGUGAUAUUAUCAGGUGGACUCUUUUCAAAAGAGCAACAGUUUUGUUCUUUCAGAGAGAACAAGUUACACUAAGAUGUAAACUAGUCUGUUUUCUUACCAUUGUAUACUGCGUAAUGUAGUGCUAUGCAGGGCUGCCAAGUCUUGGGACACUGUAUUUGUCUUCCUCUCUGAAGUUGCUCCACAUGGGUUGGAUUUACUUGGGAACUCCUUCCCUGGAUGGGCAAAAAAAGGAGACCAAGAAGAGCUGCCCAGAUUCAUAGCCAAAGGACUCUUAAACAGGUUUUGCCUUUUGUACUGUGUGUGUGAUUUAUUGUAUUUCUCUUAAUGUAUCUAUAUUAUUUUAUUUUUUGGAAUGACAUUUGUA